This is a messenger RNA of Entamoeba invadens IP1, 1416 nucleotides long. Its product is annotated as aspartate ammonia-lyase, putative. NCBI's taxonomy places the organism in Eukaryota, Evosea, Mastigamoebida, Endamoebidae. Gene Ontology annotation, cellular component: cytosol. The transcript has a single exon. The coding region runs from base 1 to 1416 and encodes 471 amino acids. Gene Ontology annotation, molecular function: aspartate ammonia-lyase activity. Gene Ontology annotation, biological process: aspartate metabolic process; tricarboxylic acid cycle. The record is from RefSeq and is a predicted model, not a curated record.
AUGACCGAAUACAGACUCGAGAAAGACUCUCUUGGAGAAAUGCAAGUCCCAAAGAAUGCUUAUUACGGCGCUCAGACGGUUCGAGCCAUAAACAACUUCCCAAUCACACAUAAAAGAUGUGACCCAGACUUCAUUCAUGCCAUGGGGUAUGUCAAAGAAGCUACCGCAUAUGCCAACCAUGCAGAUGGUAUUUUAGACAAGACCAAGUGUGAUGCCAUUAUGCAAGCUUCUCAUGAAUUAGCUGAAGGUAAAUUUGAUGAGUGGGUUGUAGUCGAUCCAAUUCAAGGCGGCGCUGGGACUUCAUUCAAUAUGAAUUGCAACGAAGUCAUUGCAAAUCGCGCCUUAGAAAUCCUUGGCCACGAAAAAUAUCGACCAGACAUCAUCUCUGCAAAUACUCACGUUAAUAUGUCACAGUCUACUAACGACGCUUUCCCAACUGCUUUCCACAUUGCUGGACUCUGGAAGAUCGACAGACUUGUUGCCGAAAUGAAAACAGUCUACGACGAAAUCGAGAAGAAAGCCGUCGAAUUCAAAGACUUCUUGAAGAUGGGAAGAACUCAUUUACAAGACGCCGUCCCAAUCACUUAUGCACAAGAGCUGAGAGCAUACAACUGCAUUAUUAAAAGAGGGUGGGAAAGACUUGAAAGAUCGAAGUCAUGCCUUGAAGGUAUUAAUAUGGGCGCAACAGCAGUCGGAACGGGUCUGAACGCUGAGCCAGUCUUCAUCACUGAAGUUGUCAAGAAAUUGGCUGAAUUGUCGAAAACAAAAGUCCAUAACGUCGAGGAUUUGGUCGACGGAACACAAAAUUCUGAUGAGUAUUUGGAAGUCCAUGCUGCUCUUGCUAUCAUCGCGUGCUGCAUGAGUAAAGUUGCGAAUGAUAUGAGACUCAUGACUUCAGGCCCAAGAUGUGGACUUGGCGAAAUCCAAUUGCCACCAAGACAACCGGGAAGCUCAAUUAUGCCAGGUAAAGUCAACCCUGUCAUUGCUGAAGUGAUGAAUCAGACUUGUUUCCAAAUCAUUGGUAAUAACACUACUGUCAUGUGGGCAGCAGCUGCGGGUCAAUUUGAGUUGAACGUGAUGGAGCCUGUCAUGUUCUACGACAUCUUGACUUCUCUCGAAAUUUUGAAGAACGCAUUCAACACGUUCAAAGUCAAUUUGGUCUUGGACCUUAAAGCAAACAAAGAAAGAAUGCAAUGGUUCGUUGAUAAUUCAGUCGGAAUUAUCACCGCUUUGAACCCACACGUCGGGUAUGAAGUCGCCUCAGCUACUGCUAAAGAAGCCAUCAAGUCUGGCAGACCAGUCAGAGAAAUCAUUCUUGAAAAGGGCGUUCUCACAAAGGAACAACUUGACAUCAUCUUGUGUCCCGACGAGAUGACUACUCCGGGCAUUGCUGGUGCUCGACUCCUUCACAAAUAA